CUUGAAACACAUUCUAGUACACCAAAGCCCCAAUGGCCACCAAACAACGGAAGUGGGGCAUUGGGGAGGAUAAAAAAUCGACUAUACUUUACCAUUUUUAAAGUUCACAACACAAGCAAAGAUGGCUGGGCAAUUGCUAUAAACAGACCAUUGAAACGAUCAGGGUUGCAGAACAUGCCUAUUCAGGGCAAUCCAUAGAAGACGCGAGUUCAUACACUCCGAUAGCCCCAUCUCGGUUGCACAGCAUGCGUUCAACCGGGAUUUUAACGUUGGUAUACCGCUUUUACUCGAUACCGUUGCUGACAAAUUACAGUCAUCGAUCCUUGACAUGCUUCUCGAACUUCUUUCUACCAACCACAGAAUUUUCGUUGUAACAUGCCACAAGACUAUACAAAAAACGUCAUGCACUCCAAACUUCGAUUACUCAUCCUGCCAUCUGAUUAAUAGCAGAAGAAAACAAAAGAAAACGAAAGAAAACAAGUUCCACAUUCAUUCACAACCAAGGCUGCGGAUCGUUAAUUUUUUUUUUUUGUUGGCGUUGUAUGUUUUUUCGUUUUAUGAUCAUUUAUGAUCUCUCAUCACUUGGUUUCCUGCUUCGGCAAACAACAACAAAAUUAAAUAAAAAUAAAAAGAAAACGCUUGCAGUAAGAUGUCAUGCAAAAAAAAAGCAUAGAAUUUGAUCUCCAAUAAUUGAAGCUUUUUAUUACAAUAUGGGACAAGCUAAUCCAUCAAAAAAUUGACGUGCAUUAACGAUGCAUGUAUUACUUGCAUGAGUGAAGUUUUGCUGGUGGAAACCAUGCGAAACGGAAAGCCAUGUCCAGCCUGCGUUCGCGGAGUUUAAAACAUGA
Radiomyces spectabilis is the source of this 848-nucleotide messenger RNA. RefSeq lists its product as uncharacterized. NCBI's taxonomy places the organism in Eukaryota, Fungi, Mucoromycota, Mucoromycetes, Mucorales, Radiomycetaceae. The coding region runs from base 329 to 571 and encodes 80 amino acids. The record is from RefSeq and is a predicted model, not a curated record. The transcript has a single exon.